UACACUUCAUGAACCCACCCUUCUGAUCUGAAGAGAAUCACCUCUCACUAACCCCUUCAUUUGGCUCACAGACACACAGUGGAACACACAGUGGAACACAUCCCAGUAGCUCCCAGUCCUGUGUCUCUGACCAUUGGUAACCAUGAUGCAGGUUUGGAUCCUCUCACUACUGCUGCCUCUCACACUGUCAUUCUCUGGUCUACACGUUGAUCCUAGCAAAAUCAAUGCUUUCCCAGAGAGACAAAUAGCUGGGGUGUUUCUGGUCAGCUACACAAAUAACCUCAACCAGUUUGCCUAUGCCUUCAAUGCCUCUGAGGCCAGGGAGGUGUGCUGGUCUCUGGGUGUAACCAUGGCCUCCAAUUCCCAGGUUGAGGAGGCUCAGAGACUGGGCUUGGAAACAUGCAGAUUUGGGUGGAUUGAUGAACAUUUUGCAGUGAUCCCUCGUCUUGAGGCCAGUAAAACCUGUGGUCAAAAUCAGACCGGUGUCAUCAAAUGGAGAGCCUCUGUCACCAAACUUUUUGAUGUGUUCUGCUUCAAUGCUUCAGUGAUACAAUUGGAGGACACCACAGUGAUACAAUUGGAGGAUACCACAGCUGAUACCGCUUUGACCACACCGAAGCAACAGGAGGGAGCACAUCCUUCUCCUUCAGAAGCGGCCUCAUCCCCCUCUACCUCCCUCUCUCCAGCCAUCAUUCAUCUUGUCCCCUCCACACAGUCCGCCCGGCCCACCUCUCAUUCUCGCUCCUCUCUUCUCUCUCUCAGUAGUUUUUCUGAUAGCCCAGAGGAGGUAGAGGUAGAACUACCCCAGUCCAUGAGCAGCGCAAUACUUAUCACCUCGACCAUUGUUCUUCUUCUGACCGCAAUGGCCAUUCUCUUGUACUUUAGAACGAACAAUGGCCUCAAGACUAUUCUCCCCUGCUGGGAUGGGGAGCAGCAGAAAGAGUACAUUGAGACAAAGGAGUGUGCAGCACACACCUGUAUAAAGGACACAAAGGAAGCCCAGACUGAGACUGAAGCUAAGGCUGAGCCUGAGGAGGAUGUGUGCAAAGAGACAGCCAAUGACAUCAGUGUGAACAUCAGUGAUGAGACCAACGCAGAUUCAGCAUCAGAGACAGAACCUUGAUGCUUUAGAUUAUGUACGACCAAAGAUAAGGUCUGGCUGCUUUUUUAAAGUUGUGUUCCUUUUUUAAAGUUGUGUUCCUGCUUAUGGAAGUUAUGUUGUUUAGUAGUUUGUAUAAAGUGUGCAUUAAUGUUAUUCAAAUGCAUUUAUUUAUAGCAUGGGAUGCCUUUCCAAUUUUGCUUUAAAAAGUUAUUUUAUGUCUCCUUGUUGUUUUGUUGUUCAUGUUCACAAUAGAUUAUUCUAGAGAGCGUCCUAUAUUUUAACCACUAGAUGGCGAUGUCAUCAAUGCAAUUAUUGCUGCAACGUGGAUAAAUUGAGACUAGGACUAGUAUAGUAGCUGAAUUGAAAAUGGUUUGUUAUUUUCUGCUAUACAUAUAAUUGAUUUUACGACUUCAGAAAAGGUUAGUCAGUAUGCCAGGGCCACUGCUAACUACUGCAUUUUAAACCAUGUUUUUAAACUAAUGCCAAUCUUGAAUUGAUGGAAUAAAUUCAAACUUUUGUA
Molecule: messenger RNA, 1622 nt
Organism: Salvelinus sp. IW2-2015
Lineage: Eukaryota; Metazoa; Chordata; Actinopteri; Salmoniformes; Salmonidae
Product: lymphatic vessel endothelial hyaluronic acid receptor 1-like
Biological process (GO): cell adhesion
Cellular component (GO): plasma membrane
Molecular function (GO): hyaluronic acid binding; transmembrane signaling receptor activity
Source: RefSeq, a predicted model, not a curated record